Molecule: messenger RNA, 8587 nt
Organism: Dunckerocampus dactyliophorus (ringed pipefish)
Lineage: Eukaryota; Metazoa; Chordata; Actinopteri; Syngnathiformes; Syngnathidae
Product: dehydrogenase/reductase SDR family member on chromosome X-like
Exons: 7
Coding region: 619-1491 (290 amino acids)
Source: RefSeq, a predicted model, not a curated record
CAGUCUCCCGCAGCAGCUUGGCGCGCAUUCUCCAUAUCCCCGCUUGGAGAAACUUAUCACCGGGAUCUCAAACCUCCAUCUGGUGAUAUCAGCAGUUCCCCGCGGGGCUGUGAGGUGAGCUGCCGCUGCUCCCGUCUCUGCCCACCAACGCGCGAGUGGAAGUGUGGACAGACAAACCCACCCGCCCUCCCACCUCUUCCUUGUGCGGUUUUUAGCUAGGGGAAGCCCUGCAUCGCGCUGUGCGUGUGCGUGUGCGCGGCUUUAUAUGCGUGUACAGCCCCGGGGCUCUCCGUCCUCUUCAACAGUUGCCAUCGGAGAGGAGGAGGAGAGCGGGAGAGACAGCAGACUGAGGACGGACGGACGGAGGGACGCGGAGAGCCACGCCGCUCCUGCCCGGCUUCUGCUCCUGACAUGCAGUCGCUCAUCUCUCCGGUGACCAAGGCCAUCCUAGUCGCACUCUUCAUCUUCGCCAUACUCCUCAUCCUCUAUGUGAUCCUGUGGUACAUUUGCAGGGACGUGGACUGCGAUCACGGCAUAUGAGGAUUCAUUUGAUUGAUUUUUUUUAAGAGGAAAGAAAGGCGGGACUAUCACACAUGGAGGAUCCCGGGGUCACCCUUGAUGCCCGGACAAGAUGGCAAGGUUGCCAUAGUGACGGGAGGAGACAGGGGAAUCGGCUAUGAGGUCGCCCGCCACAUGGCCAAACUGGGGGCACACGUUAUCAUAGGUUCUAGGGAUGAACAAAAGGGUCUGACAGCCGUCAGAAGGAUCCACGAAGACUACAACGAGGCUAAAGUGGAGUUCCACAAACUGGACCUAGCCUCUCUGCAGUCUGUCCGUCAGUUCGUCCAAAGCUUCAAGGACCGUGAUUUACCACUCAAUAUUCUGGUCAAUAAUGCGGGUGUCAUGCUAGUUCCCGAGGGUCGCACCCAGGAUGGAUUUGAGGUGCACUUUAGUGUGAACUAUCUGGGCCACUUCUUGUUAACCUGGCUGCUCCUGGACACGCUGAAAAGCAGCGGCAAAUCUGGUAACUUCUCCCGUGUGGUCAACGUUUCCUCCUCGGCGCACUGCGUCGGCGAGAUCCGACUGGACGACUUGAAUAGCAACCGGUGCUAUUCAGCCCACGGAGCUUAUUGUCACAGUAAGCUGGCGCAGCUCUUAUUUAGCUCCCACCUCCACCAGAAGCUGCAACGUGGAGGUUUUCCAGUAAGUUCAUGCGCUGUGGAUCCUGGCAUGGUGGACACCGCUCUCUAUUGCCACCUUUGGACUCCCCUCCGCCUGGCACAAAGUGUCGCGUCACGCCUGCUUUUCAGGACUCCUGCAGAGGGUGCCGCCACCGUCCUGUACGCUGCCCUGUCACCAGCAUUGGAGGGUGACUGCGGAGGAGGCUACUGGGCCAACGGGCGCCGGGAGAAGACAACCCCUCCCACCUUUGACCCUCACAUGCAGCAGGUCUUUUGGGAAAUCAGCCACAGGUUUCUGGCCCAGGAGUAACUAAACUGUAUUCAACUGGGCCCAGAAGCCUGCUUCUAUUCUGUUGUUGCGAUUUCUGUUAACAAUCUCACAAUCCACGCACGGACUGGACAGCGAUCGUCUUUUUACAGACACUUUUGCUUCAGUCGUCCCGCCAAAGAAGGGCUACAGUUGUUUUGUUUGUCACUGUGAGCUUGCAAACAUGGUCAUAAUCCUAGGUUUGGACCAGCGUUUGAUGUUGCUGCCAUAAGUACUGACUGCCUUAACGUCAAUUCUGUCCAGUGAGUAGGCUGACGAACUAGUCCCAACACUUUUGCCGUUCAGAACAAACCAUCCUUGUUGGCCGGUGCUGGCCAUACGUUUCAAAAAUGUCGGUCAAAGCUGAGUACAGCCUCGCUGUGGAGAGGUUGAGUGAUGUCGUCACUGAGUUUUACCACCUCAGUGAUUCUUCCAUCGCCUCAUGAUGUCACCUAUUUGACGGGGAGCACUUUUGAGUUCGUUUGUCGUCUUCAGUCUUCAUGUGGACCUCCUCUCUUGAGCCUUCCAACUGUCAGCAAACCAACAAAAGACCUUCACAGUGAUGACAUAAUGCUACUUGAGCUGCAACUAAAUAUAGAAAGUCGGGUAUUUUUUUGGAAUAAUCUCUCCCACCCCUCCCGGUAUCGCUUUUGUUUUAGAGAAACACUGUUUUCCAAAACUGGGAUUUGCUCGGAGGCAUAAAAAAGAAAAGGGUAAAACAAUGCUUGCUGCAGUCUGUCCCUGUUUUCCUUUAUGACCCGUCUUAAUACGAAGGUGGGACGAACUUGAGUUAUGGAUCCAAUCUUGCACAACCACGGCCAGAUCUUAACAAUUCGGAGACGGGAAGAAGGGCAAGGAAACCCAAAAAGCAUGUUUCUUUCCCUUCGGUAAUCAAGCUGUGAUUGGUUCCCUGCUGCUUCCCAGUCUUCAUUUGGCGCCGCGCCCACUGCAUUGUGGGUGUGAGAUUUCCCAGUGGCGAGGCUCAAGCCUCAUCUGCUAAGCUCACACACACACACACACACACACACACACAGAGCCAUUCAUAAACACUGCAGCAAGUACAUCCAGGCACGGUUAUCCAAACAAACACACGGCAAACAAACACUUCUGUUGUUCACCACUGUGAUCAAACAUUCUUGACUAUGAAGAUGGAACAGUUUAUGUCCAUUUAUGAUUAUGAUCAGCUGUACGUGAAGCAAUAUGAUCAAUGUGUAGCUCACAACAGAAGGACAGCCUGACACCAGCCUUUUUCUUCCCUGAACGUCAGGUAUUUGUCUUAAAUUCCUAAAAAAACAAAAACAAAAUGGCUUACCGUAUUUUCCGAACUAUAAGUCGUUCUGGAGUAUAAAUUGCAUCAGUCAAAAAAUGCGUCAUAAGUCGCACUUGACUAUAAGUCAGAAUUACUUAGAAAUGUAUUUCCCAGAAUUCAAGACCAAGAACAAUAGCACACAGGACGGGCUGAAUAGGUGUCCUCCAUGUUAACUUAACUAGGGCCGCCACCAGCUAUCAUUUACUUAGUCGAUUAAUCUGAAGCUUGUUGUUUCCGUUAAUCGAUUAAUCGGUUAGACCCUAGACAGACCGAAUCAUUAUGAACCAAUCACAGUUAGCGGUUUGGUCCCAUCACUAUUUUCCAAAGUCUAAACUGACGUUUGUGAAUACCCUGUUUUACCUAAAACACGAAGAUAAUAGGUCUGCUUUCAUGAAUCACUAAGGAAAUUACAAAAAUAUUCACAUUUGAGAGGCUGAAAUCGAAGGAUAUUUACAUUUUUAGAUCAAAAAACGAUUAACUGAAGGUCAAAAGAGUUGUCGAUUCAUUGGAUAAUUGAUAAAUCAUUGAUUCAUCAAUUAAUUGUUGCAGCUGUACACCGGAGUAUAAGUUGUAUCAGUCAAAAAAUGCGUCAUGAAGAGGAAAAGUCGCACUGGACUAUGAUGUUGCAUUUAUUUUGAAAUUUAUUUCCUGAAAUUCCACACCAAGGAGACAUUUGAUCUGCUUAGCAUGUUAUUCAACCACAUAUUAGUACACAGAACAGGCUGAGUAGGUCUCCAGUAUGUUAAUGCAACACAUUAACAGUUAUUCAGAGACACAGUAGCAUACCUGGGAGGCUGAAUAUGCUAAAUUGACAUAAGCUAGCGAGUCCAACAAGCAAUAUAUAUAUAUAUUUUGUAAUAAAUAAGUUACACUUAAUACCAAACUAUGAAAAAAAGUGCGACUUAUUGUCCGGACAAUACGGCAAACAUCUUCAGAGGACCUGACCUCGUCUUUUUCGAAUCUAGGCCGUGGUGUGUUCGGGUGCUCAACAGCAGGCAUCCAUUAUUCUCGCAGCACAUGUAGUCCGGACAGCUUUCAGACCAGCAUCUUACAGACUGGCGUGAACGGAUGACCUUGUGUGUCCUCCAAACAGUGGCUGUGUGCUGAGCUUUAGAAAUGGGACAGGAAGCACAUAUCAUACGAGGAGGGGCGUAGUGAUGCAGAAAGCCUCACUUCAUCAUCCAGCUCGAGCAAGGCAGUUGCUGAUGUGAGGGUUUGAAUGACAAUGUAGCUCCUCAUCCGUUAAAUUAGGCUUUGAUUAGCCCCCAACGACAGAGCUGCCUGAUAUGGGCACCCAUAUUGAUUUUCUUCUUUUUGUACGAUUCCAAUUUAUUUUCCAGAUCUGUCCGUUUUUCCCAGCUUUGCACUCUGCGCUGAUAAUUUAACGUAGAAAGUGAACACAUACAUUUUAAAAUACCAGGUCACAGUGAACAAAUUAACAAAAAAAAAAAUCCCCAUCACCAAAAAUGUUGCAAUGGCCCAACCAGAGUUCAGAGCAAUUCGAAAUGUAUGGGGUGGCAUGUGCACCAGAUAUCCUCACAACCGGGCCCCUUUGUUUGUCCAUCAACCCAAAGUAUUUUCAUGCAUACUUAAUUGUAUUACACAACAUUUGGGGAUUUUUUUUUCCUCCUAAAUUUCUCCUGUGAUCUUUUUAUACAAUUUUUUUUCUCAAAAUUCUCAAAUCUGUAAAAACAAAGAUUUGCAUUAUUAGUUAAUAAUUGCUUCGCUUCGAACUCCAUGGCUUCUUUCGAUCGCGGUUUUCAAAAAUUGAUUAAUUAAUCAUGGCUGUUUCAUGGUAUUUUCAAGCAUAAAAAUUAGCGCUGUAACGAUUCAUCCACUACAUCGAUGUAUAGAUUUAUAUUCUAUGAUCCAACUACAUCAAUCUGUGUUCAGCAAGUUGCCAUUCCGGGCGGCACAUAUCGAUCUUAACAUGGUUGAAAACGGUAAUCGAUCGAUUACAUCGAUACUGGGAAAUAAAGCAGUGGAUUUAAGCACGGCAGGCUUUCUAUGGAUGUGUGUUUUUAGCACUUUUAAUGAUAAAGUCGUUAAAUGUUACUCAGGUAACAGUUUGAUUUGGUUUAAGUUGAUUAGUCAUGUCUGUUGAGUUGGGCGCACGAAUGAUGUCAUGUAAGAGCGACGGCGCCAACACGUCCUCUCCAAAGACGCCCUACACCUUGGACGCUACACUCGAUUCUGUCUGUCCGUGAUGUCAUCGCCAGGCUUUAUACUGGAUUUACGUAUACUGGAGUUUUGGACCACAUCGAGUCAUACGAGUGCUUCGAAAGUUAAGUCCAACUUUAAGCCUUUCAAACUUUCAAACUACUUGCCAAGGUCUGUGGGUUGAUCACAGCUUUUGUCUUGACUCAAAUGUUAAAGCAACGGGAAACAAAGGCACUAUUUCUCGCUAUGAAAUUUGCUCUAACUUCUUUAAUACGCGCGGUAGAGAGCUGAAUGAUGUGUCAAAUUAAAGGUCAAGUCAUCUUUUAUCAGAUAGAAUUCAUCACAGAAUUAAUUUAACCUGUUAUUUCAUUCCUUGUUAAUUCAACCUGAAGCGUUGGUUGCACUUUAUUCAAAUAAAAUGUGAAUGCAUUUGCCAUUAACUGUUGUUUACUUGUUUGUUUGAAUUGAAUCCUUAUUAAAAUGCAUCAUUACACCCCUAAAAUGAAGUAAAAUACAAAUGUAAGGCAUUCAGAAGAUGCAUUCAAAGACAUUGUGAGGAUAUGUGGUAUUCUACACUGGUCACUAGGGGUCAGUAAUGUUACUUUGAUGAGACAUUAGCUACCGUGGGAAGUAAUGGACAGAACAGGAAGUAAAAAAAAAAAGAACAAGGAACUUUCCCAGUGUAAAUUGUCUCAUUUUCUCUUAUUAUGUAUUUCAAUGUAUUAUACUGUAUGUACUAUAAUGGGUAAUGUGAGUGUAAAGUUGACAAUAGGAGCGUUAUAUCUUCUAAUAAUGUUACAAGCCGUAUUUUGGAAGCUCUUAAACAGGUCGGGUCUGGAACCAAUUAACUGCCAUAAAUGAGGGAUUAUAUUUGUACAAUAUAAAAAAAAAUGAGCCACGUACUGCAGAUGGCCCCCGAGCCACACUUUAAACAACCCUGCUUUAACGACUCUUCAUCAGGGUUGAGUGUGCGACGUGACGUUAAAUUGUUAGCUUCCUGUUGUGAGCGAACAAUGGUAACUAAAGGGAGAAGGCGAGCGUUACUGCAGCUGGAAUUAAUCGAUGCGUGACGACAGUCAGUGGAUCCGAAAUCAGAGAAGGCAUUUGCACAGGUGAGCUGUCCGCACUCUGAACGAAUCGUAAACACACACAGGAAACAAUGACCUACAUGUCGACCAAUCACAGCCUUUACAGUGCGCGUCGCCGUAGCUGAAACGGGCGAAAUGCAGCAUGAAUACUUUAUUCAUCUCCAAAAGAAAAACAAGAUGCAUACCCAGAGAGCUGCGAAGCGUGUAAGCAUAUUUAAGGAUCAAAAUGCGUGCCGUGUACAAAAAAUGCGUACAUGUUGGUAGGUCUGUAUUUGGAAUGGAAUAUUUUCCCCACUGUUAUGUAGCCCAUACAUGUUGCAGAAUCUAUUACAGGGUGGAAAAUAUUACAGUCUCAACAGUGGAUGAAUGUUGUUAAUUUUUUAAUUUAAAAAAAUGGAAAGGAAAAUAUUCCAUUCCUAACAUCUGAUAUUCCAACUAAUAAAUAAAUCUCAUAAAUGAUUUAUUCUUUUAACUUUACAGUGUGACUUUUUUGACACUGAAAUACCUGAAAUUGUUUAUUUUACAGUAGUUACUUGUUUGUUUGUUUUUUUACACUGGUAUUUUAACAAGCCUGUGUUCACUUCCUGUUUUAUUAAACAUGUGAGGAAAUGUGAGGACAUUUACCAUUCCUAAUUUGAAGCCACUUUUUUUCUGGUAACAGCAGCAGUUUUGUUUGUCAGAGUGUUUUGUUUCAUCUGGAUUUUCUUUGCUAUCCUCAUUUUGUGUGCAAUGCAACCUGAGGGCUUGCUUGUUUUGAUUGUGAAGCUCUCAUUGUAAGAUGCUGCCUAAAUAACAAAAGAACCAAACCGGGUCCCGCUGGAACAAAUAAACCUCCAUCCCUGUAAGGCGAAAAAUGCAAGACUAUUGCAUAAACUACAUCUGGUUCAAGAGUGAUCUUGUUUUUGUGCUUGUCGGCGCAGUGCUUCUUUUUGCCGACUGAGGCCAUCCUUUUCCAAAGAUGAGAUGGGGUGUGUCCAACAGGAGGAUGCUACAAGUACAGGUGUCAAUUAGUUGCAAAAGUUUUGUUGAAAACCAAAAAGUAUAAAAAAGACAUACCUUUUCCAUAGGAAUUCAUGUAAAUCCCAACUAACCUGAUCCUGACACUCGAAAAUAUUAAUUUGGCCCCAUGGUGGGUUAUGUAGCAACCGCACUCAAUAAAAAAAAUACAGUUGUCCCUCGCUACCUCACUCUAUCGCAAUUUUUCAUCAAUUAAUAAAAUAAUACAUUUAAUAAUAAAUAAUACGGCCUAUUAGUGUAAGAAAUUUGCAUAUUUAAGCAAAUUGUACUUAUUCUUGGCCUAAAUUAAGCAUUUCUAAGCAUAAAAAUGGCUAAAUGAAUUAACUAAAUCAACUAAAAUACAAAUCCAAGGUGAAAGAAGCACUCUAAUUGUGAAUCUAGUACUGUAUUCUACAUUGGCCACUAGGUGUCAGUAAUUGUUCAGUGAGACAGGCAAGAGUUUGAUUUACGUCUUAAUGGCUUAUUUACUCUUAUUUUGUCCACUACAUUGGGUAAUAUGAGUGUAAGGGCAUUUAAAGCCGCCAUUGAAAAUAUAUUGAUGUGUUGUAAUGGCGGAAGUACGCUGUCCAGAAAAAAAAAAAAGAGCGAUAAACGAGGGACGACUGUCAAUGGGUCAGAAAGGGUGCUUUCAAUUUUGUGUACUAUUUUGUUACGUGCAAUAUUGUACGAAAACCGAGGUUUGUCUGCACUGUAUGAAAUAAUUGUGUUGCAUAUCCCUCGGGGGGGGGGGAGUUCUGCACGCACCGCAAAACGUGUUGGGUCUUGAGUUCAAAACGCAACUGAAAAAGGGCAGAAACAGCUCAAGUAAACCGUGUCUCGUUUUCGUCCGUACGUGAUUUACACCCCUGUCGUCGUUUUAAAGCGUUUUUUAUCCGCGUGUGAUUUGCUCGUUUUAAAGCGUCGUGGAAAGCUGCAGACCACAGAAGCUGUUAGUCGACUUCUUCUGACUGAGCUGGAAUGACAUUUAUAUUAAAUGUUCCCAGUUCAAGUUGUGUAAAUCCUAAAUGUGUAUAUGUAUAGGAAGAAAGUAUUGUAUCGCCCCACACGGGGCAGCCAGAUCAACUGAAUCCUCCCUCUGGUGGCAAAUAUAUUCAGUCUUUUUAGUGGACAUCUUGCUUGUUUUCUCCCUUGGUGUGAGAGUCUCAUCCGUGCACAUGAUGUUUGCACGCUCAAAUCCAGUGUCAAUAUUCAGUCCAUCUGGGCCCCUGUUGAUUUUACCAAACAUGCAAAAAUGUUGUGUUGUUUUUUAAACCUGAUUUCAUUGUCGAGAUCUUGCUUCUUUUUUUUUUCUGCCUCGUAAAAGUAACCCAGCCACCCCCGUUAUUGUGUAACCUAACUGUGACUUUUCCAUGUAGAAAUGAUCUUGUUCAAACUGUGCUGCUGUCUUGUCCCGUGCAUUGCUGUAAAACUCGGAGGUGCGUGUGAGCGGGCGACAAUGUUUUUCUGUCCAUGGUUGUGACAUUCCAGCAGUAGCCGCCACCUUUUCUAUAAUCCAAAGCCUCUCAAUAAACAUAUCAUGGUGUCA